Molecule: messenger RNA, 1399 nt
Organism: Hydra vulgaris (swiftwater hydra)
Lineage: Eukaryota; Metazoa; Cnidaria; Hydrozoa; Anthoathecata; Hydridae
Source: RefSeq, a predicted model, not a curated record
AUCAUGUCAUAGAGCUUAGUUUCUUUGUAUUUAUCUUUCAGUUAAAAAUGUCAUAUACAAGAGCUUGUUGGGUUGAAAAAAAUAAAGACUAUAAAAGAGUUAUUCCGUCAAGUUGGGUUGACACAGCAAGAAAAGUAGUGCACUGGCCGAAUGGUCUUCAGGUGAAACGUGCGUAUGAAAAUUUGGAAACUCCUAAACCUGGAUGGAAACAAUUCUCUCUUAUCAAAUGCAAAAUGUGUGGUACAAAAGAAGACUGUGAGGGAUGCACAGACUAUACAACAACGGACGAACAACCAACAGCACCAAAGGAAAAAAUUAUUUCUGAGAAAGAAAACGUCUAUUCAAAUAUACUUCCUACUUUCCCAACUCAAAAUCCAAGAGAUAUACCUCUAGCUAAGUAUCAGCAGAGCAAACCUCAGCAUUCCAACAGAAUAUCACAACAAUCUAACUUGACCAAAAUCAAAGAAUCUUCAAGCAAACAUUCGAAAUCCAACCCAGUUGAACCACCACCACCAAGAGUAGUUCACUCACAAUGUAGUUCCUUGUCAAGGUCAUGUUCACGAUCAAAUUCACAGUCAAGGUCGCAUUCACGCUCAAGAUCACGUUUGCAGUCAAAAUCUCAUUCACAAUCGAAGUCUUACUCAAGGUCACAGUUGCAUUAUUCCCGAUCUCGGUCAAACUCUGACUCUUCAAGAUCUUCAUACUCAAAUUCUAAUGUCACCUGUCCUGGCUUGGUUGAAGUAUCACCAAUUGUCUACAAAUCUUCUUGUAUGCAAAGAAAAGAUGCUGUCGUUUUAGGCGAAGAGACUUCCCUAUUGAUGAUAGGGAUUAUCAAUACACUGUGAUAAAGCUGCUAACAAAGCAGUUAGAGAACCAAGAUAAGAUCCUCAAAUACUUCGAAACAACAGUUGAUACUGUUGUAAAGGGUAAUCUGCCAGCAAAAUUUCUUGAAGUCAAUCAACUAUUAGAUUUUGACAAGAUUUUACAUAAUGAUGAAGAUAUGUCCAAUCAACUUAUUGCUCGUCUUUCAAGAGUUGGUGGCACUACAUUGAAAGAAAAUAUUAAAAACAUUUUAGAAAGUUUGAUGUCAUACAAAGUUAUGGCUGGUUUUAAUAUGAAAGGAAAUAACCGGAACGAAAAAAAUAAGCAAGAAGUUCAGGAUAAACUAAGUUUUGAAAAGUUGAAAUUUUUUGAGCUUAUUAUUGAAAGUAUUCUGACGAAAAGAAGCGAAGCUACAAUUUCCGAUAUCAAAGCGGAAGUUCAAAAAAUAUUGCGGUAUGCACCAAGCAAAGUUGUUGUCAAGGAUGGUGGGCUUCUCCCGAAAGAUCACAUAGAAACCUAGAAUUUUUUUUUUUUAUAGUAAAUGCUUUUAUUCCAGAAAAUAUAUGCUAUUUUCCAA